This is a messenger RNA of Cottoperca gobio, 602 nucleotides long. Its product is annotated as transcription and mRNA export factor ENY2-2-like. The record is from RefSeq and is a predicted model, not a curated record. Bases 312 to 602 code for a protein of 96 amino acids. Lineage: Eukaryota; Metazoa; Chordata; Actinopteri; Perciformes; Bovichtidae. Gene Ontology annotation, biological process: positive regulation of DNA-templated transcription; mRNA export from nucleus. Gene Ontology annotation, molecular function: transcription coactivator activity. The transcript has 5 exons. Gene Ontology annotation, cellular component: SAGA complex; nuclear pore.
UUUGACGCACCCGGAGUGAUUUGACUGCGGACACGACAAGCCCGGGCGCUCAUGGGAGGUCGAGUUCUUGUAUCUCUCUCAACGCGUUCAAAUAAAUGUUUUAAAAUUAUAGUCGUCCUAACAAAAACGCAUUUACGUGGAGGUAAAGUGCACUAUCUGAAUACCAGGUUUUAACUUUAGCAAUGACGUUGUUUGUUUGUGAGAAUUAACGUCUGGCAAAGCGGAACCGUUAAGCUUUUUAACGUUUUAAGACGGUACGGUUGUGUGAAGGGACCGUGUGUUCCCCAGCUGAGCCAUCUCGACAAAAGAUCAUGAGCAAAGACUCCCAGAUGAGGGUUGCAAUAAACCAGAAGCUGAUAGAAAUGGGGGAACGGGAGCGGUUGAAAGAAUUGCUCAGGGCAAAGCUGGUGGAGUGUGGAUGGAAGGAUCAGCUGAAAGCUCACUGCAAAGAUGUGAUCAAAGAAAAGGGUCUGGAGCAUGUCACAGUGGAGGACCUGGUCACAGAAGUCACACCAAAAGGCAGAGCACUUGUGCCAGACAGUGUGAAGAAAGAGCUCCUGCAGAGAAUCCGAGCUUUUCUAGCUCAACACGCAACCUUGUGA